GACAAACCAGGAAGUGUGUGGAAGAACAGCAGCAGUCGGUGAACAACGUGGUGUAUAUUUAAACAGAAUGGCUGCGUCUUUCCGCUUGCCUCCCUUGCCCACUGUCAGUGAGCUGAUAAAGCUGUACAACCUGCGAGCUGAGAGACAGCUUUCCCAGAACUUUCUGUUGGACUUGAGGCUCACAGACAAAAUAGUGCGCCAGGCAGGCAAUUUGAAGAACGCCCAUGUGUGUGAGGUUGGUCCAGGUCCGGGUGGCUUGACCCGCUCCAUUCUGAACGCGGGGGCAACAGACCUGCUUGUGGUGGAGAAGGAUUCGCGCUUCAUCCCUGGAUUAAAGCUGCUCUCCGAGGCAGCACCGAACAGGCUGAGGAUUGUCCAUGGUGACAUUCUUACCUACAGAAUGGACAGAGGAUUCCCACCAAGUAUCUGUAAGCCGUGGGAGGAAGAGCCGCCAAACCUGCACAUCAUAGGGAAUUUACCCUUCAACGUGUCCACCCCUCUCAUCAUCAGCUGGCUAGAGAACAUAGCUAACAGGACUGGUCCUUUCGCUUAUGGGCGCACCCGACUCACACUCACCUUUCAGAAAGAGGUCGCAGAGAGGCUGAUAGCCAGAACGAAGAGCAAACAGAGGAGCCGCCUGUCUAUCAUGGCUCAGUAUCUCUGCACCGUCCACCACCGUUUCACCAUCCCCGGAAGGGCCUUCGUUCCUAAACCAGAGGUGGAUGUUGGAGUUGUUCACUUCACCCCUCUGGUUCAGCCUCUCAUACAGCAGCCCUUCAAACUGGUGGAGAAAGUUGUGAGGAAUAUUUUCCAGUUCCGCAGGAAGUUCUGCCACAAGGGGAUUGGAAUGUUGUUCCCUGAGGCGUGUCGGGAAGCUCUCACAGAGGAGAUGAUGCACAAGGCAGACGUGGAGCCCACCCGGCGCCCCACCGAACUCACCAUCCCCCACAUAAAGGCGCUGGUGGACGUCUACGCUCACAUGUGCAUCCGGGAUCCGCAUCUGAGGGGCUACGAGUACCGGGAAGAGCUCAGACUGAAACACUUGGCCAAGCAGAGGGGAGCACAGACGGGCAUGCCGAGCGGGACGCCAGAGAGCCCCGAGCAACCAGAGUGAAAGGACAAAGAGAGAGAAGAGCUCCUGUUAGCUGCCUUGACAUUUCCACCUGGCGCUGACAUGCAUUUUUUAACACGGUUUUACACGCAACCAAGAGCAACAACUGUGUGUGUCUGCAUGAAGGCAAGGGACAAGAAGCACAUCGUGGAUCUUUUUUUGGAAGAAUAGCUGAAGUGUCUGCUGAAAGAGCUGAUUGGGCAUCUGUGUUUCACGCCUUGCUGAGUCCACCUCGCAUAUCAAAUCUCACUAUGAUGUUGGUGUAAACAACAUAGCGCCACCGUAUCCAGGUCAUUUAUUUGCUUCCACUUUGUGCCACUGUCACUUGGGAGGUGGAGCCACAGGGGAGGACAAGCGAUGGGGGAAACGUGUGCGAAUGUGUCAUGUGUUGUGGAAAACAACUCUGGAUUUCAAAAGUUAACUUUUGGCUGAAGUCACGUCACGAUUCUUCUUUAAACACACCUACCAUCACUGUAUCUUGGCUGUACCUGUAUACUGUCAUAUUGGUUUUGAAUAAAAAGUCACUUUAUUUUUAGAUUUUUAUGCAUCCGGUUUGGGGACUUUAUCUUUGCUUUAAUUUUAAUCUCUAUUUGCAGAUGAUGUGAUCCUGAUGGCUUCAUGAGGCUGUGACCUUCAGCAUUUACCGGGCCGGUUUGCCCUGAGGGUGAAGCUUCUGUGGUGAGACUCGCCUCACGCACCUCUUGGGGUUGGGAGUGAGGUCUUGCCCCAGAUGUAGGGGUUCAAGUAUCUCGAGAUCUUGCUCACGGGUGAGGGAAGGGUGCAGCAUCUGUAGUAAUGUGGACGCUGUACCAGACCGUCAUGGACAGAAGGCAAAGCUCUUGAUUUACCGGUUGAGCUACGUUCUGCUACGUUCUCCAUAACUCACCCUAAGGGAUACGGAGAGAAGCUCAGAGUAGAUGUUGAACAGCCACUGCUCCUUUGCAUCAAGAGGCGCCAGUGGAGGUGGCUUGGGCAUCUUGUGCGGAUGCUGCCUGGACGCCUCCCCGGUGAGGCCUUGGGGCAGACCGAGAGGACACGCUGGAGGGAUUAUGUCUCACAGCUGUUUUCUAGUUGUAAUAAAAUACAGUAAUCCCUCUCAAAGAUGUAGAGACUAGCCCCCCCUCAAGCAAUUGCAUGCUAAUGGUUAUCAGCCAACAGUAGUAGGAAGUAUUCCUGAUUUAUAAAUGGAAUAUUUUCAUAUAAUCAGAGAAAAUAAGCCAUUUAAGACAUAAAUGAGACUCGAUCAUGCUUGUGGGGAAGUGAUGUCGGGGGUUCAGAGUUCAGUUUUAGCUUGGCGUAUGUUAAGGCCCCAACGGUAGCUCAUGUUAGGGAUUAUUGUGCCUGUUGUGAUUAUUCACAAUAAAAGCCUGUUCCGACAAUCAAGUCUGGUGCUUGUGUCUCUCAACCAACAUGACAGUAACAUU
Dunckerocampus dactyliophorus (ringed pipefish) is the source of this 2535-nucleotide messenger RNA. It is a transcript of the gene tfb1m, whose product is annotated as transcription factor B1, mitochondrial. Lineage: Eukaryota; Metazoa; Chordata; Actinopteri; Syngnathiformes; Syngnathidae. Gene Ontology annotation, cellular component: mitochondrial matrix. Gene Ontology annotation, biological process: transcription initiation at mitochondrial promoter; rRNA methylation. The record is from RefSeq and is a predicted model, not a curated record. Bases 68 to 1114 code for a protein of 348 amino acids. The transcript has 8 exons. Gene Ontology annotation, molecular function: rRNA (adenine-N6,N6-)-dimethyltransferase activity; mitochondrial transcription factor activity.